CUACCGAAACUUGUUGCAUUUGAUUUGGACUAUACAGUUUGGCCAACUUGGGUUGAUACAAGUGUAGAUGGUCCAUUGAAAAGACGAGGAGAAGAUAUAAACAAAGUGUAUGAUCGAUCUGGAUCACCUUUAUCACUUUAUCCUCAUGUUCCUGCGAUUUUGUUCUUUUUGCAAAGUAAGCAAAUCACAGUUGCAGCUGCUUCACGUACUUGUGCACCAACAAUAGCACGACAGGCGCUUAACAAUCUGCUGAUCGUCGAUGAUGGAGUAAGAAGACUAACGUUCACACCAAUUCCAACGAUGAAACUGUUUGAUCAAUUAGAAAUUUAUCCUGGAUCAAAAAUAACACAUUUUCGUAAAAUAAACGAAAAGACUGGAAUCCCAUUUGAGGAUAUGAUCUUCUUUGAUGAUGAACAUAGGAAUGCAGAAGUUUCAACGAAACUUGGCGUUCACUUUGAAUUGGUCGGUCAUCAAGGAACAGAUCUAGCAACAUUUGAGAAUGCUAUAAGACAGUGGCGUGCCAAGAAG
Molecule: messenger RNA, 528 nt
Organism: Meira miltonrushii
Lineage: Eukaryota; Fungi; Basidiomycota; Exobasidiomycetes; Exobasidiales; Brachybasidiaceae
Product: magnesium-dependent phosphatase-1
Exons: 2
Molecular function (GO): acid phosphatase activity
Source: RefSeq, a predicted model, not a curated record